GCUGUGGUUGUUGUUGAUCGUUGAUCAUAGAAUGUUGCAAGUUGAAGGCUAACUGAACUGUGUGUCAAACUCACGAUCUUUACAAUUUUUAGGAACAGCGUCACUUUUACUUCAUUUUCUUACUUUUCAUUUUAAAGCUUUCAUCAUGAUGCAAUUCAUUCUUGGCUUUACUCUUGGAAACGUGGUUGGCAUGUACCUGGCACAGAAUUACGAGGUACCCAACAUUUCAAAGAAGAUCGAGGCCUUCAAAAAGGACGUGGAAGCCAAGAAGAAACCUCCAGAGUGACGAUGAGUCACAGGUGGAAAUAUGGCUGAUAUGAUUGAACUGAAACUAGAGGGGAUAUAAAAAAACAACAACAGGAAAUUCUCAAUGUUACUGUUUAAAUAUAAACAUCUAAAAUGCACACUGCACAGUAUAAUCCAAGUAUCAAAUAGUGCCUCAAAUCCCCAUAUUGUUUAAAAGUUGAUUUUUGUCUUCUGCAUUGUUUUCUGAAGUGAGUGCAAUUUAAGCCAAUAAAGAUAAGGUUUCUGUUA
This is a messenger RNA of Misgurnus anguillicaudatus (oriental weatherfish), 534 nucleotides long. It is a transcript of the gene stmp1, whose product is annotated as short transmembrane mitochondrial protein 1. The record is from RefSeq and is a predicted model, not a curated record. Lineage: Eukaryota; Metazoa; Chordata; Actinopteri; Cypriniformes; Cobitidae. Gene Ontology annotation, cellular component: respiratory chain complex.